Messenger RNA from Paramormyrops kingsleyae, 8453 nucleotides. The record is from RefSeq and is a predicted model, not a curated record. Lineage: Eukaryota; Metazoa; Chordata; Actinopteri; Osteoglossiformes; Mormyridae.
CAUCGGCUUUAGGACCCAGAUGCACAUCUCGACGCGGACACCGGUUGAUGUGAAAGCUUGCUCUACAGUAUCUUUUAUCUGCGAAAGGGUAUAGGAAAUAUUGCACAGUUUAUGGGAAAAAAACAGAAAAAAUACAUAUUGUGAAAGAGACGCCUGGCAUCCAAUAGACCUGAUUUAUCUGCCUACUUUAAUAAUAGUGCCUGACAGUCCAGCUGUUGUCUACAUUGGAAACGUGAAUUCUUCCACCGAGCAAAGGCAGGCAGGCAGGCAGCCAGAAGGCGCGUCGGUCUUCCUAAGCUCUGCCUCGCACCGAUCCCAUCAUGAGUCAGAGGUUUACGGUCACCUCUUUCUCCAAGGAAGAGGGCAAAUGCCUGCCGGCCACACAAGGCGAAGUAAACCAGCUCUUCGAGUGCGAUGAAUCUCCGCCGAGAUCUCCGACCGAAGCGGGCGCUGUACAGACGCAGGAUGUGGCCAAAGAUCCUGGACCCACAGAGGAGUGCCUUGCCAAAGGUGACGGAAACCCCAAGGAGAGCAGCCCCUUCAUCAACAAGUACGACGGCAAAAACAUGGCCCUGUUUGAGGCUCCACGAAUGGGCACCCUGAUGGGCGUCUACCUGCCUUGCCUGCAGAAUAUCUUUGGGGUGAUCCUGUUCCUGCGAAUGACCUGGCUGGUCGGCAUUGGAGGGGUGCUGGGGACCUUCGCCAUUGUCUUUAUGUGCUGCUCCACUACCAUGCUAACCGCAAUUUCUAUGAGUGCCAUCGCCACCAAUGGAGUUGUGCCUGCUGGUGGCUCCUACUACAUGAUCUCUCGAUCCCUGGGACCAGAGUUUGGGGGAGCGGUUGGCAUCUGCUUUUACCUGGGAACCACUUUUGCAGGCGCCAUGUAUAUUCUUGGGUGCAUCGAGAUACUAUUGAUAUACAUCGCUCCCCAAGCAGCCAUCUUCAAGUUGGAGGGUCUCGAAGGUCCAGAGGCGGAGGCAGCGUUGCUGAACAACAUGCGGGUAUACGGCACGUGUGUGCUUAGCUUUAUGGCCCUGGUGGUCUUUGUCGGUGUCAAGUAUGUGAACAAACUGGCCCUCGUCUUUCUGGCCUGCGUCAUCCUCUCCAUCCUAGCCGUCUACGCUGGGGUCAUCAAGACAGCCAUAGAGCCGCCUGACUUUCCGAUCUGUAUCCUAGGAAAUCGUACCCUGGUCUGGAAAGGCUUUGACGUGUGUGCCAAGGUUAUUGAGAAGGAGAAUGGCACUGUCACCACCAAGCUCUGGAGGCUGUUCUGUGACUCUGAGUUCCUCAAUGCUACAUGUGAUGAAUACUUUUUGAACAACAAUAUCUCUGAGGUCCAGGGUAUUCCUGGCAUCACAAGUGGAAUCCUUCGGGAGAACUUGUUUGGGAACUACUAUGAAAAGGGAAUGGUAAUCGAAAAGCAGGGAAUUCCAUCGACUGCAGACCCCGAUGCUCCCACAACCAAUAUGAAUCGAUAUGUCCUCGCUGACAUCACCAGUUUUUUCACACUUCUUGUUGGCAUCUACUUCCCCUCAGUCACUGGUAUCAUGGCCGGCUCCAACCGUUCAGGGGAUCUGAGGGAUGCUCAAAAGUCAAUCCCGAUUGGCACCAUAAUGGCCAUCACCACAACCUCCACAGUCUACAUGUCUAGUGUUUUCAUGUUUGGGGCCUGCAUUGAAGGAGUGGUACUGAGAGACAAGUUUGGUGAGGCAGUCAAUGGCAAUUUGGUGAUUGGCACGCUAGCCUGGCCAUCCCCCUGGGUCAUCGUAAUCGGUUCGUUCUUCUCCACCUGUGGAGCCGGGCUGCAGAGCUUGACGGGCGCACCGCGUCUCCUACAGGCUAUCGCCCGCGAUGGCAUCGUGCCCUUCCUCAGGGUGUUCGGUCAUGGCAAGGCCAACGGCGAGCCCACCUGGGCCUUGCUGCUCACUGCUUGCAUCUGCGAGAGUGGCAUCCUCAUCGCCUCCCUCGAUGCCGUCGCACCAAUCCUCUCCAUGUUCUUUUUGAUGUGCUACAUGUUCGUCAACCUGGCGUGUGCCUUGCAAACUCUCCUGCGUACCCCAAAUUGGAGGCCACGCUUCAAGUUCUAUCACUGGACGCUGUCUUUCCUGGGAAUGAGCUUAUGUCUAUCACUUAUGUUCAUCUGCUCUUGGUACUAUGCCAUCGUCGCCAUGGUGAUCGCUGGCUGCAUCUACAAGUACAUUGAGUUCCGUGGUGCGGAGAAGGAGUGGGGUGACGGCAUCCGCGGCCUGUCGCUCAGCGCGGCACGUUUUGCACUCAUGCGGCUGGAGGAAGGUCCUCCGCACACCAAGAACUGGAGGCCGCAGCUGCUGGUGUUGGCCGGCUUAGAUGCGGAGCAGGCCGUGGAACAGCCCCGCCUACUGUCGUUAACUAAUCAGUUGAAGGCAGGUAAAGGCCUGACCAUUGUGGGUGCAGCACUGGAGGGCACCUUCCUCAACAACUACCCCCAGGCCCAGCGUGCGGAGCAGUCCCUGCGAAAGCUGAUGGAGACUGAGAAGGUGAAGGGCUUUAGCCAGGUGGUCAUCUCGUCGAACAUCCGCGACGCCACGUCCCACCUCAUCCAAGCUGGAGGGUUGGGAGGUCUACAGCACAACACUGUGCUGGUGAGCUGGCCACGGAACUGGAAACAGGUUGAGGAUCAUCAGAAUUGGAGGAAUUUCAUUGAGCUCGUGAGAGAGACCACGGCUGCCCACCUGGCCCUCCUGGUACCCAAAAACAUUGCCGCUUUCCCAUCCAAUGGAGAGCGCUUCACCGAGGGAAGCAUCGACGUCUGGUGGAUUGUCCACGACGGAGGCAUGCUGAUGCUGCUGCCCUUCUUACUGCGCCAGCACAAGGUGUGGAGGAAGUGUAAGAUGCGCAUCUUCACUGUGGCCCAGAUGGAUGACAACAGCAUCCAGAUGAAGAAAGAUCUGACCACCUUCCUGUACCACCUGCGUAUCGACGCCGAGGUUGAAGUUGUGGAGAUGCAUGACAGCGAUAUCUCAGCCUACACCUACGAGAAGACCUUAGUGAUGGAGCAGCGAUCCCAAAUCCUCAAGCAGAUUAAUCUCACCAAGAACGAGCGUGAACGCGAAAUACAGAGCAUCACGGACUCCUCCCGGGGUUCCAUCCGUCGCAAAAACCCCAGCGCUGUGAGCACGCAGCUGAGCGUGACCGAGGAGCAGCCCAGCAGCAGUGAGCAGGAGAAGCCCGAGGAGGAGGUGCAGCUCAUCCACGACAAGAACACCGCAGCAACCCCAACCAGCCUGCAGUCACCCACCGAGAGCGUCGGGACCCCUGGGGACAAGGUCCACAUGACGUGGACGGAGAAGUUCGAUGGUGACAAAGGAAAGCCGCCCGGAGCUGGUACCCCAGAGGGCAUCAAGGAUAUAUUCAACAUGAAGCCGGAGUGGGAGAACCUAAACCAGUCCAAUGUGAGACGCAUGCACACAGCUCUGAAGCUGAAUGGAGUCAUCAUUAAGAAGUCCCAAGAAGCCAAACUGGUCCUCCUAAACAUGCCAGGACCACCCAGAAACCGGACUGGUGAUGAAAACUACAUGGAGUUCCUAGAGGUCUUGACUGAAGGUCUCAAUCGGGUCCUCCUUGUGCGUGGUGGAGGACGUGAGGUCAUCACUAUUUACUCCUGAGAGAUCGGCCCAGCAUUCCACAACCCGCCCCCUUCUCUCCUCUUCAUUGCUACCUCCCCACAGACUGACCCAUCGCUAGCUGACCCAUUCGAUAGCAAUAGCCCAGACGCUAGCCCUACAUCGCUGUUCGCCCCAUACGAUGUGACACAAUUCACCUUCUUACCCAACACGUUUCUUCUCUCACCAAUUUCCACCAUCCACUUCCCAUUUGGUCUCCUUAGAUGUAACUCACCGUACAACGUCAUAAGCAGCUGACGGCUGAGGUGCCACUGGCCCUGUCUCUCACUUCUCCUGUGGCUGAUUAAUGAGGCUUCGGCUUGCCUGUUUACCAGCUGUCUAGUCAUCGCAUAAUACAUCAGCACAUAUCACAGAUGCCAGCCAGUCCUCUGCCAUUCAGCUGCCAAAUACCUACACUGUUGCUCCAGACACAGCCAGGAGGUGCGUACUUCUCUCCCCAUCGCUCUACCUGCCCUGCCACUCAGACUGGUAUUUGUGGAAGGGGUUCAGUGGGAGUUUGAGAUCAUGGGGAAAAUUUCUCCCCCCAAUAUUUCGGUUGAUUUCGGUUUGAUAUUAAACGAGGCAUUUUCAGCAGACAUUUCAGGAGCGUUGAGAAGGAUUUGUGGAUUAAAAUGGCUUUAGGGAAGUGAAGAUUCUUUGGGGAAUGUCAUCUGUUAUGUAGUUGUCUUCCUGUAAAAUGCCUGUGGUGGAGUUCAGUUACCCCAAAAUGAUUCGUAAUUCGAAGAAAACUCGCCAUAACUUCCCCUGCACUUUCCCGGUACCCCCCAGUCUCAGUUGCUGUGUGACGGGGAGCCAUUGCGACCAACUGGUGCAGACAGUGAAAGAACAGGAGAGUCACUGCCAUAUAUGAGGUUUCCUCUUUGGGAAUGGCGAAUCUUCCCAUUGGCAGCUUAUGUGCCAUGGUCAACCCUACUGUCAAGAGGUUCCAUGACGCAAGUCAGAGUGGACAUGUCAGGUGGCACCCAAGGAGUGUCCUGCACGGUUCCGGUCCCUAAGAUUCAUCCUUGAACGUUACACAUUAGAUGGCUGCCAGAUAUAUGCACUGACUGUGUUUUGCUUUCAUUCUCGGAGCUAUACCUGUACUCUAAGUGGCGCAGACCUCAACGGCCAUGAAGUUGAGCACCAGUAAAUGCAGUGCCAAAAAUGCCUGGGAAAGGGACACACCGUCGCACAGCAAGACGGCAUUCUUGCAAACCCCUGUGAAGGACAGAAGCAAGAGCAAGAAAGUGUGCAAUCCUGAUGUCAACAUUUCUGUGAGAUGCAUCCACCCCUGACCCCAUUUGCGGAUUUCUGUAAAUAGUGUACAAACUCAGAUGCAUAGUUAAAUAUCAAUGUAGUAUUUUUGUGACUAAGAGCUUCAAGCACAUGCAGUGUUUCGAAGCGGCUUUGUUCUUCUCACUAUAGUAAAUGUUACGGUAUCUUUGACACAUCUGAAUGGUUAUACACUGUGCAUUGAGUGAUUGCUCCACUGUGCAAAUGAAAAUACUUCACGUGAAUUAGGUGGCACAUUGAACAUGUCUCCUACAGAAAAUCCAGCAGUGACUAAUCGCACUACAUUUGCAAUGUGUAUAAAGACACCAGCUAUACAAAAAUGAUUUAUACAAAAAUUAAUUCUAUAAAAGUUUAUAAAGUCUAUAUAAAUAUAUCUUGGACUAUUAGAAAUUAUAGAUAACUGACCAUUAAUAUAUUUUUUAAGAUAAACAUUUAUCUAUUUAUUUAUUCAUGUAUUUAUUUAUUUAUUUAUUGGGAGUAUAUUGCCAAACAUAGUCCUGUCUGUUGAGCCAUAUAAAAAUUAUUUUAAUAUAUUUACCCUAAUGAUAUGCAACAGAUGUCAAUUGGCAUAUCGGAAUCAAAUACAGAAUUAUGUGGUUAUCCUACAUAUGCAGAAGCUAGGGAUGUAUUACCAAACAUAUGGAAAAGCUUUCAGUACUUGUUCAAAUAACUAAUAGUUUAGUUAAAAGUUAUUUAAAUUAUAAAAUCUUUGGAACAAAUAGCAGUUACUAUUAACAAUAAAUUUUCAAUGAGAUUUCCCAGAAUGCCCAUCUGGGAAUAUAGGAAACAUGUGCUCCUAUUUUAAAAUGAAUGUACAAGUAGUUAAUAUGGACACAUCUCUUGUUUUAUUUUUAUACAAAUCCUAUAUGAGUAGAUUUCAUAUAAUAUUAUUAAUUUAUUAUUAGCGAACAAUCGCAACUAUGUACUCUGAAGGGAAGUAUGAGGCAUGGUACCCAUACCUGAGUAUAUAAAAGAGUUUUUAUGAGGAGAAAUUAUUUAUAGAGCUGUUAAACAAGGGAUUUUUAUGUUUGUUUGGGUAAAUCCGGUGACAUGGCUAAAAAUAUAAACAUAUACAAAGAAAUUGUUGUUGCAAAUGCUGCUAAUAUAAAUAAUGAAAUUCAUAUAAUACAUAAAGUAUACAUAAAUAGAGAAUUCUCCCAGAGCUACUUAUCAAUGUAUGUGGUGUGUAUAAUUUUACCAAACCAGGUUUGAUUUUGAAAUAUAAGAGCUUUUUCCUCAAAAGAAAAUAUCAAGUAUUAACUUAUGAUGUAAAGUUAACCCAUGGAGCCAGGGAGCAACUGAAGUCCCCACAAGUGAAAUUAUUUAAGGUGUUUUUCGUUUUUAACUGAAGCUGUGAGAAUGUCCCCUUGCCACAGAUCUGGAGCGAUUGUUCCAUGCGCUUCACAUUCCUAGGUUGCAUCUGAAGUUACUCCCUUCGGUUUUGCUUCAAAGCUCCUCGAAGACUGCUGUUGUUGGAUUUCUGCGUUUAAACAGCUACACUGUUUGCACUCUUUGUCCAUCGGCAUACGCUUAACGUCGAUAAACAGAAAACUGUGGUAAUAUUGACUCGCAUGCAUCUGGAGCUGUAGUUCCUUUGCCUGAAGUGGAUAUCUGAUAUCAAAUUUAAUGAAAUUGAAAGACAACAGGAAAUUUGUAGUCUGGACUAAGCUUUUCUUUCCAAUUCAGGCCAAUGCAAAUGCAAGACACACUUUGCCAGAAACCUGUGUUUCAUCUACAUCAAACGUCAUCACAUUUUUAAUGAAGUACUACCUGACGCUAAAUGCUACUCACAAUUAUUGCUAGAUUACUAGGUGGUUGGAGGGAAAAAAGACAAUGAAUUUGCUUAGUUAGUGUUUUACAAUUCCCUUUUGCAUGGUAUUUGUGGCUGUGCUUGUUUCUGUGGUUCCUUUGAUGUGGCAAAUUUAAGUGUAAGACAGGAAAGCAUGGAGAGAGAGAUGCCCGCUGGGCACAGUGCCGCUGGGCACAGUGUUGCUGGCCGGUGUCCUUGUGGGGACUUAGGAAAAGUGUGAUCACAGUAUUGUAUUCAGUCCUGUCUUAUUGUUAUUUACAUAAUGUAACAGAGAUGAAUGAGUAUUGUAAGAAGGGGAGUGAAUGCUCCUGAAAUUUUCACCAGUCAGGCUUUGUAUAUAAUGCUGCAGGAUAUUAGAGCUUUUUCUCACAAUUUGACCUUCUUUGUUUUAUUAUUGUAAAUGUAUCCUUAGGAAGAUAUUUUAUUGGUUUAGUGCAAGUAUUUUCUUUUUUUAAUUUUGCCUAGAAAGAGACGUUAACUUGCUAACUGUAUUGUAUGAAAUAUGAAUAUCUAUCAUUGUGGUUACAUUAAUAAACAGAAGAACUGACAGAAUGUUCCUGCCGUGCUCUGAAAGAUUCAUGCUUUUUUAGAAAUAAAAAAAAUCUCCUCCGUGAUGGCUGUGAGACACACCGAAAAGCACUUUAUACAGGGCUUAACUUUUUGUAGAUAAAGAACUAUACAUUUAUGAAGCGGGAAUAAGCAAAAAAAAAGUCCCCUUUUGUGUCUUUCAUUUAAAUAGCUAUCUUAACCGUAAUCUCCCCCUAGUGGACGCAGUGCAUAAUGCAGGCUGUGACCACGAUGCCGAACUUCGGAAGAAUACACAUGUGCAAUUCUUUAUUAAGUGCAAAACCUAUUAUUUUAACUCCUGUAACAAAAGGGUGCUUGAGAUGAAAGACGGGGCUUGUAAUGACAGGAGUUAUUUUCCAUGAUCACAUUUCCUGUGCAAAUGACAGAGACAAAAAGGCACACUUCAAAGUCAUGUACUUGUAACAUUACAUGUCAUUAGCUGUGUUGUGAACCACCUGUCACAAGCAUCUCACAACCCUCCAGAAACCCACCCCUGAUCUCUCUGCACUGUAUUCACAUGUGGUUGCAGUAUAAUUCUUAAAUAUUGAUCAAAGACUAUAAAUGAGCGCUUCCAGAAUGGGCCUGGGCUUUGCUGGAACUGUGUCUACUGACCCCACAGCCCAUCCUCCCUACCGUUGUAGCACAGUAACCCCCCAUCCCCAAAUAUCUGCAAUGGGACACUAUCUCAGCACUCUCUCCCUUUUAUCUAUGGGCGGGGGACAGACCAUCAAAAUUAAUCGUGGUAAGGGCUGUAGUGUUACACUUGCUGCCUGAUUCCGUUUGGAAAGGUAGCCAAGUCCAGGGAGAUCUGGUCCACUAGAUACCCACCAAGAAGCAGAGGACUCUCUGCAUUCUUGCCCCCGGUCGGCCCCCUACUGCAGCUCCAGCACAGCGCCAGGCCCCUUCGUUUGUGUCACUUGAUGCAUGCUUCUGAUUAAUUAGGUGUAUGUUACUCUUAUUACUGUCUUUAUCCACAUUCUGUAUUUUAUUUUUCACUUGUUGAUUUAGCUACAAUACAGGCUUGUAAUUGUGAGCUCUUUUUAAAAAAUAUAUAUAUAAAAAAAUUGGUCAAUCAGUGGAAUCGUUUAUCAAUAUGUCAGCUACAGGCUUGUUUUUUUGUUAAAUAAAACAAAAUAUAUAUA